Camellia sinensis is the source of this 3129-nucleotide messenger RNA. NCBI's taxonomy places the organism in Eukaryota, Viridiplantae, Streptophyta, Magnoliopsida, Ericales, Theaceae. The record is from RefSeq and is a predicted model, not a curated record.
UAACUUUUCUCAUUAAGAAAACAAAAUUAAAUAGGUAGUGUACCUUAGGAAUCAUUUGUGUAAUUCACUUACUCCACUUCAUUUUCUUUUUCUAUUUUUAUCUUUCACUUUCUUUUUCCUUCACAAAUCUACUAUCCAAACACAACAAUAAUGUAAUUUUAAAAAAUUAGUCACCUUUGCCUUGCCGAUGUUGGCAUAAGCAACAACAUCAAUAGUAUGGUUCUAAAUAACAAUAUUGUAUCAAUGAUACGAUUAUAUGUUGAACAAUAUUCGAUAAUACUGCAUCAGCCGAUGUAUCGAUAUGAUAUCAUAUCGAGAGUCCAAAACCUCGAUUCAUAUCGGUUAAUACAGAUACAAUACGUAUUUAAAACCAGCUCAUUUUCUUGUAAAGUAAAAAGCCUAAUUUAUGAGCAUUUUCAAUCUAUAUUACCGUGUAUUCCUUUCUUCUCAACUGAUACAAUACGUAUUCUUCUCAUGGGUUCAACUCUCCCUAGUUGCAAAGGGUGGGAAGACUAAUUCCCAUAGAUGCUAAUAACAACUAACAACUAACAGCUAACUUUUACCGAUUCAAACAAAAAAAAAAAAAACUAUGUUCCAUACAUUUAUGCAUUUGCAUUUAUAUAUUCCCAAUUCCAAGCAGUAACCCCAUGUUAGCUACAAAGGAUUCUCUCUCUCUCCAAAUCAUAAUUUGCCUUUCAUUACUUAAGUACUUCAGGUUAUAUGUAUUGUGAUAGAACAGUCUGCAGAUUUUUUUCCCCCAUACAACUAAUCAGGAUAGACGUCACAGGAGCAAAGUACCAUGGCUUGGCAUAUUCCAUACAAAUUAAAGAGAGCAUGGGAUGAAUGGAAUCUCCGUGUAACUGUUCUUGUCAGUCUCUUCUUUCAGAUAGUGUUGAUUUUCCUUGCAACAUCACGAAAACGUACGGGAAGAAGAAUUGUAAUCUUGAUGAUCUGGGCGGCGUAUCUUCUUGCAGAUUGGAUUGCAGCCUUUGCUGUUGGACUCAUCUCCAAUGGCCAAGGUAAUGGCUGUGAUGUGCAUCCCUUAAACGAUGACCUUGCUGCCUUUUGGGCUCCGUUCCUUUUGCUUCACCUUGGUGACCCGGAUACAAUCACCGCCUUCGCACUUGAAGAUAAUGAGCUCUGGAUUCGACACUUGCUUGGCCUUCUCAUCCAGCUCACUGCAGUAGCUUAUGUCUUCUCGCAAUCAAUCCCUAAUAAACUUUGGAUCCCAACAGUCCUCAUGAUUUUUGCUGGAUUGAUUAAGUAUGCUGAGCGCACACGUGCUUUAUAUAUGGCCUGCAUGGGUAAUUUUAAGGCUUCUAUGCUUCCAAAGCCCGACCCUGGACCAAACUAUGCUCAACUCAUGGAGGAAUACUCAUCAAAUAAAGAGGCCCAGGUCCCAGUUAGGAUUGAAAUUACAAAAGAACCCGAGAAAGGAUCCAGGACCACAGAUGAAGAGAAAAACUCGCAGCCUCAAGUCAUCAACGAGAUUGAGGUGGUGCAAGAAGGGUACAAUUUCUUUGACACUUUCAAGGGGCUAAUUGUUGACAACAUGUUUAGCUUCCACGAUCGCCAUAAGAGUCGAAAGUUCUUUUUUAAAAGGCAUCCGGAAGAUGCUUUCAGUGUAAUGGAGGUGGAGCUCAAUUUCAUGUAUGAUGUGCUCUUCACAAAGGUGGGCGUGGUGGUGCAUAGUAAGAUUGUUGAAUUCACCCCAUGUGAAGGAGGUGAUGCUCUUCCAUGGGAACACACCUUGGUCAACAAUGGAAGGCAACCAACCAAGUCAAGCUUGGUGGCCACCAACCAUGGCAUUGGGGAAGAUGCUUUCAGUGUAAUGGAGGUGGAGCUCAAUUUCAUGUAUGAUGUGCUCUUCACAAAGGUGGGCGUGGUGGUGCAUAGUAAGAUAGGGUACUCUUUUCGCGUCAUUUGCUCUGUUUUGAUAGUGGUUUCCUUUUGCCUAUUUGCAUCAUUUCAUAAACAUGGAUUCCACCAGUUUGACAUUGCUGUCACCUACACUCUGCUUGUUGGUGCUGUUGUCUUGGACCUCAUAGGACACGUCAAGCUCAUCUUCUCCGACUGGACUGUAGCUAAGCUUGAUAAUUCCUUUAAGCUCAAGGGUUCCAAGGCCAUAGAACUUGUUUAUGCGAUCAGAAAAAGACUUUCAUUUGAUAAAAAAUGGUGGUUGUCUAAAUCUAUCUCGCAGUAUGGUUUGAUAAAUUACUGCCUGAACGAACGGUUCGAAUGGAUUGACAUGGCAGCUGACCAUAUUGGGCUCAAAGAUUUCCUUGAUGAGAUGCGAUACAAAGAAUACGAAUCUGCAGAGAAGGUGCAUAAAUUAAAAAUAUUCAUUUUUCAGCUGCUGAAGGGCAAGGCUCUCGAAGUGGAAGAUUCAAAAAUUGCCAAGGAGAUAUGUUCAGCGAGGGGCAAUUGGGUUCUCUCGCAACACUUGUGUCCUCACCAGGAAAUCUUAGCGAGUGUGAGUGAGGAAGCUGAAUAUGAUGAAAGCCUUUUGCUGUGGCAUGUUGAUACUGAACUCUGCUAUUUUACUGGAGAGACUGACCCAAAUUGCGAUGAAGAGACUAAAAAUAAGCUUGAAAUUUGUAUGAUCCUCUCAGAAUAUAUGUUGUAUCUUCUGGUCAUGAGGCCCACAAUGAUGUCAGCAGUAUUGGGUAUAGGACAAAUCAGAUUUCAGGACACUUGUGCGGAAGCCAAAAAGUUCUUUCAAAAGGGGCAUAAUCAAGGUAGAAGUCAAUCAGAAUUAGAGCCAAGACGGAGAGAAGUGUGUAAUGCACUACUUGGGGUAGAUACGGUUGUUAAACCCAUUAAUGUGAAGGGGGACAGAAGCAAAUCAUUGUUAUUUGAUGCUUGCAUGCUUGCAAAGGAUCUGAACAAGUUGAAAUUUGAGAACAGGUGGAAGAUAAUGAGUGAAGUGUGGGUGGAACUGUUGUCCUAUGCUGCGAGUCAUAUCAGACCAAAUGGUCAUGCACAGCAGCUCAGCAAAGGUGGGGAGCUUAUUACUUUUGUUUGGUUACUGAUGGCACAUUUUGGUUUGGGAGAUCAGUUCCGGAUUGAGGCUGGACAUGCUAGAGCCAAACUUAUUGUGAACAAGUGAUUGAGACAGUUUAAAAAAAA